CUUUUUUUUAUCGCUAUCGAGCAUGCCGGAACAAACCUCACCCGACUUUGGUAAUGAUCACUGUGAAGUGCAAUUUGCGACUUCCGCGUCUUACAUCCCUGCUUCCCUUCUUUUCAUUCUCCGUCUAAGUGAGAAUAGUCAGUCACUGAGUCAGUCUCUGACUCAGUCGGCAUAUCACGGGUGUGGUACUGAUUUAAGCGAUACUCACUGUAUCACUCUUCGAUAUGGCCACAGGACAAACAGAGCGCGGGGGAUCGGGGUCGGUCUAGCCAAUUGAAGCAAUUGAAGCAUAUCAGUCACACGACACCAGUCAAGAAGAGAGAUCAAUGUACAAGCCUCCUCCCACACCCGCAGGAUUGGCGCCACUUCGGCUGUUGAGAUGCAUACGGGGAGCAGCAGCAUGAGCAUGUUGCAUUCUCUCGUCGUCGUCGCUGGGCGACUCCAGGUCAAUCACCUCACGAGCACGCGCGUCGUUCACAGGAGGCGCGAGCUGGGGAGGCGACACAUCCAGCUGCGCAUGCGAACGACUGAGGUGACACACAGCAACGACCAGAGUCGGACUCGGAGUCUGCCUUCGGUGUCCCGUAUGUGUGCUUACGGCUGUUCAGCAGAGUGCCCGUGCUCGUGGCCAUGCGCCGACUCUGCAACGCCCUGGCCCACAGACAGGCAAAGACAUGCCGUGUUGAGUCUUUGUGUAUUCCAUAAGUUGGAUGCGACGCCUUACCUGAUCUGCGCGAGGGCCAUUGAGCACAGGAGGAAGCAGGGGGGGAGGAAGGGGCGCGGCCAUCGAGGACGGCUCGUGUCUUGCCCGAGACGUCGGUGGCUCACUCUCCUCCUCCAAGUCAAUUACCUGCGUCAACCAUUCUUCAUAUGAAUGCACACAACCAUACAUGGAAAGCAGUAUACCUCGGGUGAUGACCUUUGUCGCUUCGGUAAUCUUGCAGGAGCAGCUGCGGCGGCUGAUACACACGAAGAAUGUAUGGAUCGGUACAAUGCAGUAGGCACCUGCAUACCAGCGGAUGCUCGAGAGACGUCACCAAGAAAGGGUUCCUGCUGCACCCACCAAAAACACACAUGCACAGCAUCGUCAUUCAAUGCAUGUUUUCUGACCUUGACCACAGCCUGUGCGCCACGCCUGACGUCCUCAGGAGCAGGCAGUUGCCACCUUCCGUCCUUUUGGACAGACCACAAAUUCGUCCACACCGGUCCAUUCUGUCUGAAGUGUUUCGUGUUACCUCUGUGAUUUCGAUCUCGUCGACGUUGGCCGUCUGCCUGUCCGCGAGAAGGCGUUUGAACCACAUGUCAACAGUCAGGUCGGCGGGCCUGAAAAUGAACGCAUGUUACGUAGACGACGAGAGCGGACGCUGUGCGUCUUGAUGUACCGUACAACUAGGUGGCAGCACGGGCACUUCCACCUGCUCGUGGGAGGGAGGCAAUCAAGCUCCUCUGCCACCUCUUGGUUGUGUCCCUCUCUAUGUGCGUGCGGGUGCACUGGCGACCUGUUGUUAAAUGACCUCUGCGUGCUGGUGAUCUCGAGAAAACCCAUCAGGUCAAAGCACUGGAGGUGACGACACGAACGACCACGAGCAGGGAUCGAAAUACUGAGAGAGAAAAAAUGCGGACACCUCCAUGAUUUCUUUCCUUGGAUGUAGCUGCGUACCGAUGAAGUGUAUUUGGGCACGUUAGCUUCACUUUCCGUCCGCCCUGGACGCAUGUCACCUGUACAGACCAUGCCAUGCUGCUGAGAGCGAAUACAGUACUGACGCAAACACACCUCGUCAUCGUGAUUCUGCCUAAAGAGAUCCAACACUGAAGAAGAAGACCAUCCUGUGCAGGCAUCCUAGAAGACCGUGCUUCUUCUCACCUCUUCUGAGCCCGUCCCUCUCAGAUAUUUCCUGUCUGCGCACAACCUCCUGAACAGUACGACAGCAAGCCAGAGUGAGUCACAUGUUUCUGUUUUGCCACGCAGUGCCUCACUUCGAUGUCUGCAGGUGUGCGCCGCUGAGCUACGAAGAAACCAAUAAUGUACGCCUACACGAACGCAAUAGAGCACGGAUACAGGCACACCUUGAACACGGCUCAUCAUUGGUCUACCGGCCUGAUGGUGACCCGCCGUCCAUCUCGGUCCACUUGCUCAUCAGCGAUGCUCCAGUUGAUUUCUACUCUGUUGUUGCCCUGAUUCUGACCGGCGCUGAAGUACUUGGUUAGCUGCAAAAGUUUCUCACAGAAGGAUGAAGCCGAUAUUUUCAUCUUCCUUCUAUUUUGACAGCUCCCUCUUGCGCGUACGUUGAGCGGCUCUUCUCUCCUCUUCUUUUCUGGUGACGCCUUCGGAAUCUUGGCCUCUUGUGGAAGCUGCAGCGCACACGAUUUCCGAUCCGUUUCGGUCACACAACCACCUACCGUGUCAUUGACUUUUAUCGACAGCUCAUAGGGCCACGUGUGCGUGAGUGAGGUGUCCCUGGUCGACAAGCAUCGAACCCAAAUCUCGUAGUUUUUCCUGAUCACACGUGACGUUGCGUCAUGGGCGUACAUGCUCAUGAUGGAUCUCUCACCGCCUCCACUCAACUAGCCUCGGAAGAUGCAGUGUCUGCUGCUUCAUAUUGCUUCCCGAAACCAACACAUGCACAAACAGAGGGCCGUCAACCUGAACCAAACACAUGCACCGUGGCCAUACCCAAGAAAUUCAACGGUCAUCACGUACCCAGGUGACCUGCGCUGUGUACUUGUGCUUGCUUACCACUUGGUUGAAUGGGUCCAUCUUCUUGAACCGACAGAUAUGACACACGUAGCGGCUCCUGUCCCCGUGAUAGUGCACACAACGCUCAUGCUGAAGGAAGCGAGAAGGAAACGCGGAAGAGGAACUUAUGCCCGCUAUGCUCUCAGUCCACCCGGCCACCCCACUUACAUAUAGUCCGUAACACUCCCUGCAGCGGACAGAUGGCGACGAGAACGUGCUUCCCAUAUCUCGCCGGCCGCACAAACAUGCCCCCGGCGGUGGACUUCCCGACGCCAAGUUGCCCGACGCUGCCGCCGCCGAUGAUGGCACGUUCCCGCUAUAACGAUCAGAGUCCGGAAACCUUCACACACACCAUGUAUCGUGCCAUGAGGUUCAAUGGUCUUCAGCGCGUACCUGUACAUCGCUAUGGUUGGUUGGUUAUUGUUCAGGCUCGUGCUGACGCAUUGG
Molecule: messenger RNA, 3184 nt
Organism: Vitrella brassicaformis
Lineage: Eukaryota; Vitrellaceae
Source: the annotation of a GenBank genome assembly